AUGGGUGUGCCAUCUCUCCAACAACAGCAACAAAAGCACCAUAAAUACCCCCAUCAUCAACAAUGUCAACAACAAAGAGAAUAUAAGCACACGACCAAUCGAUAUGAAUGCAAAAAAUUAGGUUUAAUAGCCAUUUUGGCAAUUAUCGUGAUAAUAAAUGUAGGUGAUGUGAAUGCAUUUGAUAGCUUAGCAAAUGAUCAAUAUGAGUUUCAUAAGGAGUUUGAGAGACUUCAUAAGCAAGUUAAGCCACAGACUUAUUCCUUACAAGAUCAGAUAGCUAGCAAUCAACAGUAUAAUCGACGUACACCAGUUUACCAAAAACCUCAGUUUAAUGUUGCUAACGUACCAAAUCGAGAUCAUCAUUUUGGCGUGCAACAACAAGAACAGCGUCAAGAACAACACCAACAACAGCAGAGAAUAUUGGAGAUUGAAAACACAAAAUAUUCAUUAUGGCCCCAUAAUAUGACAUAUUUGAGCUCAACGGGAUAUAAUGCAUUAGGCAUGGUGCAACUGUAUAAUCUCACAAAUACAAUUAUUGAUUUAUUUAUCGACAAAGAUGAACCUAUUCCAGCAGGCUUUAUCGAAAUUGAUGAAAUGAAAGUAAGCUUAGGACCGAAUGUUCAACGACAUCAAUACUAUGAAAUACUUAAGAAAUAUUGGAUCAUUAUUAUUAUUGCUAUUGUGACAAUAAUAACUGCUCUAUUGAUGCCAUUAAUUGGUCUAUGCUUCUGUUGCUGUCGAUGUGCUGGAGCAUGUGGCGGUAGAUCUCAACCAUUUGAUAAGAAACACGACACGUGUAGAAGAUUUUUGCUCGGUUUUAUUCUCCUUUGUGUCGUCUCAUCCAUGAUCUUUGGUGUUAUUGUGGCGUUUGUUACUAACAUAACACUCCAGCAUGGUGUCGAAAAUGCCACGAUAUCAGCACGUUAUGCUGUUGACGAUACACGAACUUAUCUCAAGUCGACAUCAUAUCAAGUCAAUCAUCUUCUUGUGACAAAUUAUGGCGAAUUAAAGGAGCACCUGUUUCAUACUCUUGAUAAGACAUCCGAGACAGUUGUUGCAAAAUUAGAUAAGGCAUCUAAUGCUGUUUCGCUUGAUACACUACACGACAUUGUCGAGUCAUUACCACAAAUACAAAGUGAUUUGCUCGAAAUGAACAGAGUAUCGAAGGAUAUGCAACAGAAAGCAUCGCAAUUGAAUGACGGACUUCGUGGGGUUAAACGUGAGCUGUUGAAUGCAUUGCAACAAUGUCGCACGAACGAGUGCAAGCAAGUCCAACAGGACUACGAAAUUGGACGUUUGGAUGAGAAUAAUAUUCAUUACGAUAAGGAAUUAGAUCGAUAUUAUCCAAGGCUUCCCGAUCAAACAGAAAUAAUCAAUAAUGUGCAGUCACUAUUGGAUGGACCUCUUCAACAAACUGUUGAUACAAGUGAAAAGAAGAUUAAGGAUAUCAGGAAUGAAAUCGAAAAUAUCAUAAAAUCAAAUGUGCCAGAAGUUAAAAUGUCUAUCAAUAAAGUUGGGCAGGCAAUGCAGGAAAUCUCUAAUCGAGUAACACGUGAAAUUGAUGGAGUUUCGGAUUUAGUUGGAAAUAACACAUAUAAAUAUUUCAUCACUGCCGAUGACUAUAUUGCUCAAUAUAGUAUUUAUCGUUAUUACGGAGGACUUAUUGUCAGUUCCGUUUUGCUCAUUAUUCUCGUAUUUGCAACAUUUGGAUUACUGUGUGGAAUUUGUGGAAAGCGUCCAGACGGCUAUGGAGAUGAUUGUUGUACGAAGGGGGCUGGAUCCAGAUUUUUGAUGUGCUCUGUCGCUAUAAUCUUCCUUACAAUAUCUGCCUUGCUCAUAAUCUGUCUGACAUUAUUCCUUUCUGGACUUUUGAUGCGACGUGGUGUUUGCGAUCCACUCAGAGAUCCAGAAAAUGAUCAAAUUGUUACAUCAUACCUUGAUAAAUUUGUAGAUGUCAAUAAAUUUGUCUUUCCAAAAGGUCGUAAAGUUCCGUUACAAACAAAUGUAACAGACGCUGAUUUAAAGCCAUUAAGAAUAUCUCAUAUAAUUGGUGAAUGUCAUCGAAAUAAAUCAAUCUUUAAAGUCUUUGGAGUUGAGAAUCAUAUCAACAUAAGUCAAAUUGAAGAGUUUCCAAAGAAGUAUGGAAUUGAUGUCAAGUUGAAUGAAUUGGCUGAUAAUGUUGGAAUUAGUUCUCAAGUGAAAAUCUUGUCUGACGAAGCGAGACGUGAAAUUCGACAACUAUCAAGAUCACAACUAAAUAAUUUCCAAGCAUACAAAUAUGUUGAUAAUCUUACACAAAACAUAACACACUUUGAUCUCAUUAGUCUCGCAGAUCGUUUGAAAGUCGCAUCUACACGUUUGUCAACCAGCAGUGAAAUUAAAACAAAAAUUGAUGUUCAAGAGUUACACUUGCGUACAUACCAAAAGAAUUUAGUAGAUCCAUUGCUUAAUGGAACAAAUCGAUUGCUUUCACUUGCAAAAUCAUUAGAUGAGAAGCUUCAUUUUAAGCAGACGACUUUCGAAAAAGCCAUCAUCAAAUUGAUCCAAGAAAUCGAUGAAGCUGAACGUUUCCUUAAUGAACAAGGAACAUCGUACGUUCAGCAAAUUUCUCAUGAACUGCUCGACAACUUUAGUCGUAAUGUUAAAGCAUAUUUAAAUCUUGUCAUUAAUACAACAACCAAUGAUGUUGGACGUUGCGAACCAAUUAGUAAUGUUUAUAAUUCGACGAUUGUUACGGUUUGCAAUCGUGUCGUAGAUCCAUAUAAUGGUUUCUGGGCAGGUGUCAUCUUUUGUGUCCUUUUGUUCUUCCCAACCAUUGUACUUAGUGCAAAAUUAUCGACACUUUAUCAAAAAGUAGAUCCUUAUCCAGGACCCUUAGUCGAAGCAGAGUAUUUGUAUGAUGCAUACAGUGAGCGAGAUAACAUACCAUUGGCAAAUGUUCCAAAGAAUAAACGUCGCCGUAAAAAUGACAGACGUCAAGGAAGAGAUAGACGUGGUGAUUAUUAUGAGGAAGCUAGUCCAGCACCUUCUUCAAGUAACCCUCGCGAUGCUAGAUAUAAUGAUAUGGCACCAAAAAAUUGGGAUAAUGCACCACCGCGUUACCAAAAUCCAGUAGCACCACCAUCAUCAGAAUACGAACGUCCCCCUCCAUACUAUUAUAGUGGUUUUGGUCCAAGUACAGCACCAAGUGAAAAUGAAUAA
Molecule: messenger RNA, 3201 nt
Organism: Chironomus riparius
Lineage: Eukaryota; Metazoa; Arthropoda; Insecta; Diptera; Chironomidae
Source: the annotation of a GenBank genome assembly